Messenger RNA from Nothobranchius furzeri (turquoise killifish), 1213 nucleotides. RefSeq names its product selenoprotein T, 1a (gene selenot1a). Gene Ontology annotation, molecular function: thioredoxin-disulfide reductase (NADPH) activity. The record is from RefSeq and is a predicted model, not a curated record. Gene Ontology annotation, cellular component: endoplasmic reticulum membrane. NCBI's taxonomy places the organism in Eukaryota, Metazoa, Chordata, Actinopteri, Cyprinodontiformes, Nothobranchiidae. Gene Ontology annotation, biological process: cell redox homeostasis.
UUAGAGUGAGGAGGAACAACCGGAUUAGCCUGCCCUGAAUUUAAGGUCUGAGGAAACUAACGCUGGACUUUACGGAGAUGAAGUGGUUGCGUUUUGCGCUCCUCGCUUUGGGGCUUUUCUCUCUGUGCUGCGCCACGACCGGUGACAGCAGCGGUCUUAAAAAGAUGAAGAUGCAGUUUGCUACGGGUCCUCUUCUUAAGUUUCAAAUUUGCAUUUCCUGAGGGUACAAGCGGGUGUUUGAGGAGUAUACGCAGGCCUUGAACCAGCGGUACCCAGACAUCCGCAUUGAAGGAGAGAAUUACCUUCCCAUUCCCCUCUAUCGACACGUUGCAUCCUUCCUGUCUGUGUUCAAACUACUGGUGAUUGGGCUGAUUAUUAUCGGCAGAGACCCAUUUGCCUUCUUCGGUAUGCAAGCCCCAGGGAUCUGGGAGUGGGGCCAGGGAAAUAAGAUUUAUGCCUGCAUGAUGGUGUUCUUCUUCAGCAAUAUGAUUGAAAACCAGUUAAUGUCAACAGGAGCAUUUGAAAUAACGUUAAAUGAUGUACCAGUCUGGUCAAAGCUGGAGUCGGGUCACCUGCCUUCCAUGCAACAGCUUGUGCAAAUCCUCGACAACGAGAUGAAGAUGAACGUUCACAUGAAUACAAGACCACACCCCCACUCCUAACCCUACUUUUUAAAUCCCUGGCUGGAGCUGAAAGCCCCUCCAUGUUUGAGGUGGGUUUCUCUCGGGCUGUGAAGUGAUGUUUAUGAACGUCUGGGCUGAAAGCAGGAAGACUGCUAGCACAGACGGGAUGCCCCCCAUCACUCUUCACUGCGCUCCGAAGAGAUGUCCUGCCCCUGACGCCAGAGCGGGAUCCAUGGCAACAGUUUUAGCCAAUCUGAUCUUUUCUUGUACUAUCUAUACUACUGCUGAUUUCAUCCGGACAAUCUAGUAAGAAGAGAUUUAACAUUGGUUGUUGUAGUCAUUAACUUGUUGCAUAUAUUUCAUGUAUGUGAAUUAAAUAAUAAAAAAGAAAUGUUGUCAUUUGUACCAAUGAGCCAUACGUAGAAUUUUAAGUUAAAUUAAAAAAAAAAGUAGGUUAAGUGUAGAAUACCCAUCAUGUAAGAUCUGUUAUCAUUGUGAAAAUGUUGGUGAAAUGUCUUGGAAAGAUUUCUGAAUAAUUUUUAUAUUUACUUACUUUGGAUGAGGCAGAUUAAUAAAACAAAUUAUAACGA